GGGUUUAGUAAGAAACCAUCCAGCCGAGACAGAAGUCCAGUGCGUGUGUGCAAACUGGCACUGUGCAUUGUUAAGCGACACAUUGGAGUACAUUAAACACGUGAUCAACAUGUGCAAGAUUCAAGGGAAGACCGUCUGCACCUGCGGGCUGAAAUAUUAAGCAAAUCAGCCAAAACAAAGACUAAGUGCCGAACAAUAACAACGAACAAACACGGUAGAAAGAAAAAGAAGAUAAAAAUUAGAGACCAAGAGGGCGAAAAAAGAUUAAAAAAAGGACUCGAAAUUAAUCAGAAAGUGACAAUUAAGUUUGUAAAUGACGGCAAGAGUAAUGAGUGACGAUAAUGAGUGACGAGGGCGGCGUGUCAUUGUGCUGUGCUAUUAGGAGGAGGAAGAGGAAGAGCCAUAAGCCGGAAAGGGAAAGACGCGUCGGGGCGAAGGAAGCGAAGAAAGAAGACCAGCACAAGAAUGAAAGCAAGAAAAGACGAACCAAAGAUGCGGAAAGGCUCAGCGACGUGGUGGGCAGUGGCGGCGGGAAGAGUGUUAAUGGCACCGCGGCCUGGAGCUCCACCUCUACUAUUCCGGGGGGCGGUGUGGACCAUGUCUGCACGUCCCUGCCUCUCGAUCCUGCCUCCCCCGUCACUCCUGACCCUGCUGCGCCCCUCACCUGUACCCUUGACCCGGGGGACGGUGGCACCAUCCCAGGCCCGCAGGACGAGCGGCUGAGGGAGGUUCCUCAGGACUCUGCCGUUGCCCUUCACCUCCCCGGCCUCCACCGGAAGCGCAAGGAACACGCUGACGGCAAGGAGGGCGGCGAACACGACCCUAAAGUGAUCAGGUCCACUAAGGAGAUUGUAGCAAACUUGGACAGCUUCAGACCAGAGGCGCCGACUUACACAAAGGAGUUCCUCACUAGCCCUGUUGACUCGCUCAUAUCUCCUGUGGAUGACGAAGACGAUGACGACCUUCCUUCCAACCAGGAUGACGACACAAACACACAGAGCCCAGAGAGCAGCUGCGUGUCAGCACAAGACAACUGGGAGACUGGCGGCGAGAGUGAGAGGGCCAUCUAUGCCCCCGAGUUGGAUACUCAUGAGGAGAGGAGGUUCAGCGAGAGGUUCUUCCCCAGGAACUUCCCGCCCCCAUCCCGCCGCAACAGGAGGAGGACGAAGAAGAGGCACCACGUCCACAGCCCACAGUUGAUAUUAGUGAGGAUGUUACUGGAGCAGGAACCAAGGUGGACAAACGUGUGCAGCACGCCAUGGGAGGACAGCGGGAGCCAGUCACAGUCAGCAGAAGAGGAGAAGUCGUCUUCAUGCUUCAGCUCGCUCACCUCAGAUGACGAGCCCACCCGCUACGACCCCAUCCCUACUGAUGUCAUGCCGUGCACCAUGGGUCUGAGGGCAGCUAAUCAUAGCCCAUCCUCUGGCUUGAGUGAGCUGGUGGAUGCAAGUGAACCAGUAACCAGUGACCGAGGCUCAUGGGGAAUGCGAGAUGCCAGUGUGUGUGACUCCUGGCACAGAACUGCCCCAAGAUACAGCCGCUUUGAUGAUGACUCAGGAGUGCAGAACAGCUGGUACCGUGAUGAAGAUGAUGUUAUGGUGUCUCCAAGGUCCUCUCAGGCAUUUGUUGAUACCAGACCUCCCCCAGGACAGGAUGACCACAGUCCUCCACCAGGACAGGGUGCCGUCAAGAUACUCAUGAAGAACAUCAAUACCAUCAAGAAGAAGAUCAAGCGUUAUGAGGAGGAAUUUGAGGCUGCUGCAGGAUAUCGGCCUUCACACAGUGAGAAGAUGAAGCACAAAGAAAUCAAGAAGUACAUGAGUGAAUUGAGCAAGGCCAGGAAAGAACUGAAACAAAUGAAGGAUGAUGUAGCAGGUCUUGUGUCCGUACCAACUGUGUUUCCACUUUCUCUAUUGCGGUGCCAAGAAUCUACUAACCCUGGAGCAAAGCCUACAGCCACUGGCUCCUGCACUGCUAAUACGUUGAGGCAAGUGGAGGAUCGGCUAAGAGACAAGAGAUCAGCUGUGGGACGGCCGACAGAACUCAAGAGCAUGAACUGCACAGAAAUGCAGGACGAGAAGACAGCCCUGCAGAAAGCUCUCCUUUACUAUGAGUCACUGCACGGCCGACCAACCACCCGAGAAGACCGAGAUCUUGCUCGCCCUCUGUAUGACCGCUACCGUCAAGUGAAGAGAAUCGUCAUGAGAGCUAGAACAAAGGAGAACAUGGUUGAACUUCCACCCAUCAUUGAACAUGUGGCUAUGGAUUUCACCCUUGCCUCACCACAACACCGCAGCUCAUUACAAGGAGACGAAGGUGAGAAGCUCAUCCUUGCACCCAGCAACACACCUGUAACUGACAAUGCCCCCAACACAAACUUCACUCAAAUAGACACUCCAAGCAAUGAUCCAAAGGAAGGACAGAGAUCACUAGCCUUGGGAGACCUCCAUGCCCUGCCCAUAAGUGAACUAAGAGAGAGGAAGAAGGAAGCUCGUGAAGAAAAGAAGAAGCUAAGAAGAACACUCAGAGAUUACGAGGAAAAGUUUGAAAGAGAAAUGGGUCGCAAGGUGCAGAAGGAAGACAGAGGACCCAUGGAACAGACCUACCUGGACUACAAACAUGCCAAGGCAAAGCUAAGGCUCCUAGAAGCUCUUUUGUCAAAGCAUGAACCACAUAAGAUCUGAUUGAAUUUGAGAAACCUUUGGCCAAUGUAACUCAUCGAAGGUCCAUGGAAAGCUGACCUUUCACACUGUUUUGAAGGGUGCUGUAUUGAUACCUCUCUUCCUAUCCUGUAGGUAGCUGAGAAUAUCAUAGAAGCAUUCUGACUUUCCUCGGUCAGAUGAAGUCCUGCAUUCAGAGUUAAUCUAUACAGAUUGUUUAUUUUGAAGCGCAGCUGAUGGAAUGAUUGUUGAGUGUUAGAGGGAGGCAUCCCAGUCCAUGUCUUGUGCAUUGUUAUUCUGACAUGCGCGGGUAAUGCAUGAACUGUGAUAAGUUGUCAAAGUUGCCAAUAUGGUUGUUAGCUACAGAAUCCAUUAUUUUAAUAUGUUACUAACUGUAGUAUAAAUUAUUAUACCAGAAAAUACCUAAAUCUUUACUUAUGUUUUUCUUGAAUGUUAUAUAUUCAGAACAACCUGGUUUCAGAAUUAUUCAUAAUGAGAAGGAAUUCCUGCAUCCUAUGUUUACAGUUUUAUGGGAUGCUAUACACUUAUUUCAGUGUAUGAAGCUUCCAAGUAUUUCAUACUUACAAAAUAUACCUUAACCAUAUAAAUGCUGAACUGUGCUAAAUGUAAGGUACCUGAAUUUAGCAUUAAGGGUCAGUAGAAGAGUGGGCCAGGGCUUGAAAAUUCUGACUUCAUAAAAGAAAAGUGCAAGUUUCUCAACCUGUGAACUCCUCAUAUUGAUGCUAACAAUAUUACCUAAUGUUAGCAGUCAUUGGAUUGGAUGUACAAUGAAGUACUUACAUGCCUUUACUCCAGAAAACUACUGAAGAAUCAGGAUAGUUAAGAACUAGCUUCUUGUCCUGUUUAUGCACAUAAUAAUGUGUUCAUUUUAACAUUGUGAGCUUUGAAUUUCUUCAUACAUCAUGAGAACUUACAUAGCUAUUAUUAUGUAUAUCCUUACAGUUAUGCAAGGCUGUUUGACCAAUUUUUGUGUAUAUCUUUCCCUAAGAUUCCUGUGGUAUGCAUUUAAAGUUCAUGAGUGUGCAUGUUACAGGCAAGUAUAUCUGUUGCCUAGCACUGUAGGAGACGUGUAGACCAUUUUGUAUGUCAUCAUUCCUGUGACUUGAACUUUGUGCUGUCUCAUUAGGCAAAUGAGGCAGGCUGUGUGCUGCAUACUCUGUGUACCUUUGAUGUACUGCACACAACUGGCUGUAUUGCUGUCUGUUGACAUAAUGCCUGUCAACUGUGUCAUCAACACUGCAUAUCCCUUUCAAGUACAUUUGAGAAACUAUAUACUGUCUUGUGAAUGCAGUUGCAUUUUACAUUAAGUUUACAUUAAUGCAUUAGCUAGCAGCUGUUAUGAUAAAUUAUCUCUGGUUACAAUCCCUAAGCUUUCUGUGCUCUGAAAUUGUAUGCUUUGCAAGGUAAUUUGAGUUGAGGAAUUCCAUGCAAAUGCAUUCACACUCAUAAUUUAAAGAGUGGUGUUUUGUAACAGAAUAUAGGAUUCUAGCAUUUGCAACACGAGUAGUGAAGUGUGCAAACUACCACUGGUGACAUUAUCUAAGUGUUCUUGCCUCUGUAGUUCAUUUACAGCUUCAGACUGCCUGUUGUUACUUUCAUAUAAAUAGAUUAAUUGUAUUAAUAUCACAUAUAUAUGGUUAUGUAUAAUAAUGACCUUAGAUUGUAAUAUGGUCUUGUACCUGUUAGACUAUAUACGGCAGACAGUUGCUAAAUUGAUAUUACAUCAUACACAGCAGAGGGUUUAUCAAUUGUAGUUUUUUCCUCAAAACAAUGAAGAAAAUAGAAUAAAAAAUAGUUUUAUCCCAUA
Messenger RNA from Scylla paramamosain (green mud crab), 4488 nucleotides. RefSeq names its product protein FAM13A-like. Lineage: Eukaryota; Metazoa; Arthropoda; Malacostraca; Decapoda; Portunidae. The coding region runs from base 342 to 2684 and encodes 780 amino acids. The transcript is spliced from 12 exons. The record is from RefSeq and is a predicted model, not a curated record.